Messenger RNA from Thamnophis elegans (Western terrestrial garter snake), 3804 nucleotides. RefSeq names its product extracellular calcium-sensing receptor-like. Lineage: Eukaryota; Metazoa; Chordata; Lepidosauria; Squamata; Natricidae. Gene Ontology annotation, molecular function: nucleic acid binding; G protein-coupled receptor activity. Gene Ontology annotation, cellular component: membrane. The record is from RefSeq and is a predicted model, not a curated record. Gene Ontology annotation, biological process: G protein-coupled receptor signaling pathway.
AUGCCCAUCAUGGCCUCCAAAUUCAACCACAAUGGGGCCCUCAUUGAAAUUGAGUUUGACACCCCUGGACUAACAGACGACCUGAGUGCUGCAUGUGUUGCUCUCAAACUUCCAAAGUCUGAGUCAAGCUCCUUGCUACGCAAGGCAGCCGCCACAGCGGACAUAGAUCCACCCCUGAAUCCUAAGCCCGCAGCUGAGUCUUCAGGCAAAGGUAAGAGCAAAAAGAAAAAGGGCCCCUUCCACAGGCCUCCUUUGGCUAAGGAGGAGAUUUCCACGCCUGAAAUGUUCAUGGAGGUACUCAAAUCGCAGUGGGUCAAAUCAGGGUCUUUCCCCACCCCAGGGGCAAAUGAGAGAAAAUUUUACAAUCUCAAUCAGACUUUUGCCCAGGCUCUCCAGCUUCCGGAAGUGGACAAUCCGGUGGUCACCCUGGCAUCAGCCUCAGCGGUUGUCGCAGGUGACACGGCCAACUGCCUGAAGCCGGAGGAUAAGAAGGCAGACAUCGUCCUGCGCAAGAUGUUCCAGGCCAUCACCUGGGCCAUCAGGGCGGCCGGCUCUGCUUCUUUCUUUAACAGGUCCAUGGUCCUAUGGUUGGAGCAGCUGAGAGACAGGACUCCGGCUUCAGAGGUCCGCCUACUGCAGGAUAUAUCCAAGAUGCUGGCGGCAACCCAGUUUUCAGCGGACGCCACCCUGGAUGCGGUAAAGUAUGCAUCCCGCUCUAUGUCUUCUUCAGUCGCUUCUAGGCGCCUUCUCUGGCUACGCCACUGGCAGGCGGAAUCCCAGAUGAAGUGGUACCUGAUGGGGGCAGACUACACCAGGGAGAAGCUAUUUGGGACGGCGCUGGACCCCCUCCUUGUGGAGGAUAAGAACAAGCGGAAGGUUCUGCCGACAACAGCCAAGCGUUUGGACUUCCGCCACGUGCCAUACCCCAGGAGGACCCCGUACAGACCACCCGACGGGGACAACCAAAGCCAGAGAGAACCGACGAGGAGGACCCUCACCACAGACGCAAGUCUCUUCGUCUGGGGGGCCCACCUGGAGAAUCAAAUCGCCCAGGGCCGCUGGACUUCGACGGAUCUUCGAAACAACAUCAACUGGUUGGAGCUCAGAGCCAUCCAUCUGGCCCUUCGCCACUUCAAGGAAUCGGUAGCCGGACAUCACAUCCUGGUCCUGACCGACAAUGUAGCGGCCAAGGCGCACGUGAACAGACAGGGCGGCACCCACUCCAAGGCCCUUCGCAAGGAGGCCCUGCGGCUGGGACAUUGGGCAGAGAGGCACCUACAGUCCAUCAGGGCCGAGCACAUCUCCGGAAUGGAAAACCAGCAGGCAGACUGGCUCAGCAAGGAGACGGUAGACAAUGGAGAGUGGCAGCUCCACCCCUCGAUCUUCCGUCAGAUCUGUGAGAGGUUCGGACAUCCGACGGUGGACUUUUUCGCAACCCCGCAGAACGCCCAGCUGCCAGAGUUCAUUUCGAGAUUCUGCUACGAUCCAUCGGUUAAUAUGGGAGAGUUGGAGGAGGUCAGUAGGUGUGGCUCCAAAAGAUUAGUACCUCAGUCUCCAAUAGGCAAGAAGGCUUGGUUAAUACCCAUAUGUUACUCCUCCCAUGCUUCUCUUCUAAACAUGCACUUCAGGUUAUACAUGCAAAACUACCAGCAUAAUUUGGCUUUGGAAUUUGCAGUCAAAGAAAUCAAUGAGAAUUCCAAGAUCUUGCCUAAUAUGACCCUCGGUAUCCAUAUCUCCAAUAGUUAUGUCUUGGCAAGAUGGAUCUAUCUGGCUUCCAUGGAACUCCUGUCUACAAAGGGAAGGUUCAUCCCGAACUACAAGUAUGACCUCAAAGACAAUGUAAUAUCAGUGAUUGCAGGACACAAUGCUUAUGUUGGUCAGUUCAUGUCAAAUAUUCUGAGCAUUUACAAGGUUCCUCAACUCAUAUAUGGUUCAGCUCCAGAGAUGGAUGAUAAUAUACAAGCUGCUUUCUUCCAUCAAUUAUUUCCCAAUGAAGAUCUUCAGAUUAUGGGAAUCAUCCAAUUAUUGCUUCGCUUUGAAUGGAAAUGGAUUGGUCUCAUUAUACUAAAUCCUGAAAGAGGGAAGAGUUUUAUAAAAAAAAUACUUGAUAUGUUUUCUAAGAAAGGCAUCUGUUUUGACUUCAUAGAAGAAAUGCCAAGGGAAACUGUUACCAAUGACAUUGAAAAUCAACUUAAUGGCUGUUUUAUGAUAUAUGAGGUUAUUAUGAAAAGUACUGCCAAUGUUGUGAUUGUAUAUUGUGAGAAUGAGGACAUGACUGUCCUUAGAAUGUUGCCCUACAUUUCAGAAUAUGUGGACAUGCCAAUGGAGAGAAAAGAUAAAGUUUGGAUAAUGCCAGCACAGAUGGAAUUCACAUCAAUCCCCUUUCAAAGAACCAGAGGCAUGGACUUCAUCCAUGGUGCCCUAUCGUUGGCAGUCUCCUCAAAGGAAAUACUAGGGUUUAAGAAAUUCAUUCAGAUGAGAAAGCCCUCUUCAGAAGAAGAGGACAGCUUGACAAGAUUGUUUUGGGAACAUGCAUUUGAAUGUUCCUUCCCAAAUGCUGGGUUAGAUGAGGACAGUGGCAAUCGGUGCACUGGUGUGGAGUCACUGGAAACCCUUCCCAAAUGUCUAUUUGAAACUAGUAUAACUGGGCAAAGUUAUAGCAUUUACAAUGCCGCCUAUGCAGUGGCCCAUGCUCUGCAAGCCAUGCUUUCAUCUCAGAGCAGAAAAAGAGGAAAUGCUUGGGAACUCAGGACUCACAAUCAACAAUCAUGGCAGGUACAACCAUUUUCUAUGUGCAAUCCUCAAUGCUUAUCAGGUUUGCUUAUCAGCAAAAUAAAAAAAGAAGGAAGGCCAUUUUGUUGUUAUGAUUGCCUUAAAUGUCCAGAAAGGAAAAUUUCAACCAAGACAGAUGCAGAUGACUGCUUCCCAUGUUCAGAAGAUCAAUAUCCAAACAAAGCUCACAAUCUUUGUGUUCCAAAACGCAUCACAUUUUUGUCUUACAAUGAAUCUCUGGGAAUUAGUUUAACAAUUAUUGCUUUCUUCUUUUCUUUUAUCUCAGCUUGGGUGCUGCAUAUCUUCAUUAAACACCAGGACACUGCAAUUGUCAAAGCCAACAAUAAGAACCUUACCUACAUUCUUCUCAUUGCCCUCUUCCUCUCCUUCCUUUGCAUUUUGCUUUUCAUUGGGAAACCUGACCAAGUGAAAUGUCUCUUGCGACAAACUGCUUUUGGCACCAUCUUCUCUGUAGCCCUUUCUUGUAUUUUGGGCAAAACAAUUAUAGUGGUUCUUGCUUUCAUGGCCACCAAGCCAGGCUCCAAAAUGAGGAAGUGGGUGGGGAAAAGGCUGGCCAAUAUUGUUGUUCUUUCUUGCUCCUUAGUGCAAGGCACCAUUAGUAGUGUGUGGCUGGCAACUUCUCCCCCAUUCCCCUAUUCAGACAUUCAUUCUAUGGCUGAAGAAAUUGUCCUAGAAUGCAACGAGGGUUCAGCCAUCAUGUUUUAUAUUGCCCUUGGUUUUAUGGGUUUCUUGACUUCUAUCAGUUUCAUAGUAGCUUUCAAUGCUAGGAAGCUUCCUGAUAGUUUCAAUGAAGCCAAAUUUAUCACCUUCAGCAUGUUGGUCUUUUGCAGUGUCUGGAUAUCAUUUCUUCCCACCCAUUUGAGCACCAAAGGGAAGUAUAUGGUGGCUGUGGAGAUCUUCUCCAUUUUGGCUUCUGCUGCUGGUUUACUGGGCUGUAUCUUUGCCCCAAAAUGCUACAUUAUUGUUCUGAGGCCUGAUUUGAACAGAAAGGAACAGCUGGUAAAGAAAUAA